UACUCUCUAGUUGGGGUGUGUGAGUUUCUCACUGAGGGGGCUUCUCUCGUUGUGGCUUGAAGGCUCUAGGGCUCAGGUUCAGGAAUUGUGGCACACGGGCUUAGUUGCCCCUUGGCAUGUGGAAUCUUCCCGGAGCAGGGAUUGAACCCCUAUCCCCUGUAUUGGCAGGCAGAUUCUUAACCACAGGGAAGUCCUGCUCUGGCUUUUCUCAAAGCAGGAAAGCUGGGGCCACUACAAAGGUUAAGGGACCUCAAUGACCACCAUUACACUCUUACCCAUUACCACCAUUACGCAUAUUUCCCAAGAAGUGGUGGAGUUGGAAGGGAAGCAGGAAGGCUCAUGAUUGGAUUGAAGAUUAGACUUCUUGGUUCUUGGCUUCUGCAGGAGAGUCAAGAAGAGGAGACUGCCCUCCUUCCAGGGAGGGGGAAGAGUGAUCCUUUUGGGGGCUGCUUCGCUUUCCACAUUCCUGGUUCCCCCCUCUCUCACGUCUGCUUCUUGUGCUCAUCUCUGCUUUCCCUCUGUGUCUAAGGUGGGACAGAAGUCAGCUGUGGGAAGGUAGGAAAGAGGUAGUGCUGACUUACUUGCCCAGCCCCACAUCUUAAGUCCAAAUUCAUGUGGCAGCGUAGCCACAUUGGCAGCGCAAGGCAAGUGCUUCAGGAAGGGGAAGAAAUUGUCAUUCUGUGUGAUACUAGAGAGACCAUUUGGCUUCUACGAAAGAAAAGGGAGAUGGACCUAGAAUGGAACUAGUCCUUUUAAAUGAGGGGAGGGAUGGAGGGUGCUGGAAGGGGGUCCUCUCCACCAAAUCCCAGUCAUGGCUUGAAACCAAGCCAAAGACAGAGUGCUGUCCUCUUUAAGUCAUGACAUCACCUGACCCAAACCCAGAACCGAGCCCCAGCCCACAUUUCCUAUUAAUCUGAAAAUCUACAUCGUUCACAGAAGAUAUAAAGAUAUUCAACAUUCUGACCUCUUAGUCUGAGUCCAUUUCCCCUCUCUGGCUUCCUUCUCUCCUUCUCUUGCAUGACACAAUUCAUUAUUCUGUUCGAUUCUUCAGUCUAGACCUUCAUCUGAGGCCACAUUUCAGCCUACCCACCCGCUCACUCCUCUUUCCUCUCUCAUUGCCCCUUCCGGGGCUCUUCUCUUCUGGCCCCACCCCUGAGGAGUCCUCCUUCCCACUGGGCUCUCCUGGAACACAAAGACUAUUCCACCCCACCUAGUGAAGGGAGCGGGUCGGAGUUUCCGCCCCACCCUCAGGAAGGUGCAUCUCCCCUCCCCUGCUCUUUGGUACUUCCUCUCUAGCUGACUUAACUGACAGCACCCAGACUCCAGGCCAGGCCCCUGGCACCGGCACAGAUCUGGGGAUAGGCUACGCCAUUCUGCCCUCACCCUGGGAUUGGCACCAGCUUCCAACCAGUGCCCGGCAAAGCCUUAAGUCCUUGCUAUAGCCAUGAACACUACAUCUCCUGCGGCACCCUCCUCACCAAGUGUCAGUUUCAUCUCUCUGCUGGUCAUCAUCGUACUGUCAGUGGCGCUGGCUGUAGGGCUUCCUGGCAACAGCUUUGUGGUGUGGAGCAUCCUGGCAAAGCUGCCGAAGCGCUCUGUCACUGCCCUGAUGGUGCUGCACUUGGCCCUGGCCGACCUGGCCGUCUUGCUCACUGCCCCCUUUUUCCUCCACUCUGUGGCCCGAGGCACCUGGACUUUCGGAACAUCCGGCUGCCGCCUGUUCCACUAUGUCUGUGGAGUCAGCAUGUAUGCCAGCGUCCUGCUUAUCACGGCCAUGAGUCUGGACCGCUCGCUGGCGGUGGCCCUGCCCUUUGUGUCCCAGAAGCUGCGCACCAAGGCAGUCGCCUGGCGGGUGCUGGCCGGCAUCUGGGUAGUGUCUGUUCUGCUGGCCACUCCCGUCCUCUUGUACCGCACGGUGUACUUGCGACCGGACAAUAGGAGCCUGAUCUGCUUCCCGACGUACCCCAGCGAAAGACAUCGGGCCUUCCAUCUGUUCUUCGAGGUGAUCACCGGCUUCCUGCUGCCCUUCCUGGUCGUGGUGGCCAGCUACUGCGACAUCGGGCGCAGGUUGCGGGCCCGGCGCUUCCGCCGCAGCCGCCGCACCGGCCGCCUGGUGGCGCUCAUCAUCCUGGCCUUCGCCGCCUUCUGGCUGCCCUACCACGUGGUGAACCUGGCCGAGGGGUUCCGCGCCGCAGCGGGCAAGGCCGUGGGUUCCGGACCGGUGGGUAAGCGGCUGCUCCUGGCCCGCCACGUGCUCAUCACGGUGGCCUUCCUGAGCAGCAGCGUGAACCCCGUGCUGUACGCGUGCGCCGGGGGCGGCCUGUUGCGCUCGGCCGGCAUGGGCUUCGUCGCCAAGCUGUUAGAGGGCACCGGCUCCGAGGCGUCCAGCAGCCGUCGCGGGGGCACCCUGGCCCAGACGGUGAGGGGCACCCCCGCCUCUCCCGAGCCUGACCCCGCCGAGAGCCUCACUGCCUCCACCAACCCUCUCGAGUGAAGCGAACUCAACUAGGCCUGCUGGCUGGCCGCAGUGCAAAGACCCUAGCUUGGGGGAAUGCCCUCCCCGCUGGCCUGACCCAAUUUUUGACCAUCCCCCUCCUUCCCCCAGGAAGAGAACGCUGGUGGGAGAGUGGGGCGGAAGCGGGGGAGGGGCACAAGUCAGGGCUGAAUGGGAACCGGGUCCCCACAGGCAGCCUUACAAUUAAAACUGAAGUCUGAAA
Molecule: messenger RNA, 2717 nt
Organism: Dama dama (fallow deer)
Lineage: Eukaryota; Metazoa; Chordata; Mammalia; Artiodactyla; Cervidae
Gene: LTB4R
Product: leukotriene B4 receptor
Exons: 2
Coding region: 1445-2494 (349 amino acids)
Biological process (GO): complement receptor mediated signaling pathway; inflammatory response; phospholipase C-activating G protein-coupled receptor signaling pathway
Cellular component (GO): plasma membrane
Molecular function (GO): complement receptor activity; leukotriene receptor activity
Source: RefSeq, a predicted model, not a curated record